Yamadazyma jaroonii is the source of this 1548-nucleotide messenger RNA. Lineage: Eukaryota; Fungi; Ascomycota; Pichiomycetes; Serinales; Debaryomycetaceae. The record is from the annotation of a GenBank genome assembly.
AUGUUUAAACUACCAAAGAACUUGUUUAGACCACUUAGACCAGUGUUUAGACCCACCAGGCUCUAUUCAUCUGUUCCGUUGACUGCAGAAACUUAUAAAGAUAAAGUUUCCAUCAACGACAAGUUUAAAAAACUUAAUGACUCAGAUAUCGAAUUUUUCAAAGGGAUCUUGAAAGAUGAAUCAGGUCUUAUUACCGGAGACGAUUGUUUGGGGUAUAAUGAAGAUUGGAUGAGAAAAUAUAGAGGACAAAGUCAAUUGGUUUUGAAACCCAGAACCACAGAACAAGUGUCGAUGAUUUUGAAAUAUUGUAAUGCUAAUAAUUUACCCGUAGUACCUCAAGGAGGUAACACUGGGUUAGUUGGAGGAUCCAAUCCAAUUUUUGAUGAAAUUAUCAUUUCUGUAGCCAAUUUGAAUAAUAUCCGUUCAUUUGAUCCAGUUUCAGGGAUCUUUAAAUGUGAUGCCGGAGUUAUAUUGGAAACUGCUGAUAACUAUUUAGCUGAUAAUGGAUAUAUAUUCCCAUUGGAUUUAGGUGCCAAAGGAUCUUGUCAUGUUGGUGGGGUUGUAGCCACAAAUGCUGGGGGUUUAAGAUUAUUAAGAUACGGUUCAUUACAUGGAACAGUAUUGGGAUUAGAAGCAGUAUUACCUGAUGGAACUAUUUAUAAUUCAAUGAACUCCUUAAGAAAGGAUAACACUGGGUUUGAUUUGAAACAAUUAUUUAUUGGAUCCGAAGGAUCUAUCGGUAUCAUCACUGGAGUUUCAAUUUUAUGUCCUAUAAGAUCACUGUCGGUUAAUGUUGCCCUUUUGGGAGUAUCAAGCUAUGAAAUGGUUCAAAAAGUUUUCAUUGAAAGUAAGAAAGAGUUGGGAGAGAUUUUAUCGGCUUUUGAAUUUAUGGAUUUGAAUUCUCAGAAGUUAGUUGGUCAAUAUUUAAAACUCGAUCAUCCUCUUGAAGAUGAAUAUCCUUUCUACGUUUUAAUUGAAACUAGUGGAUCCAACAAAGACCAUGAUGAUGAAAAAUUAGAAACUUUCUUAGCUAACCAAAUGGAAGCUGAACUUGUUAACGAUGGAAUCAUUGCUCAAGAUGAAAGUCAAUUAAGAAACUUAUGGAGUUGGAGAGAAUCCAUUCCUGAAGCUUCAACUAUGAAUGGUGGGGUUUAUAAAUAUGAUGUUUCCUUACCUUUAGAUGAUUUAUACUCUUUGGUAGAAGCUUCAAGUGAAAGAUUAAGAGGUGAAGGAUUAGUAGAUUUUGAAGAUGGCUCUAAACCUGUAGUUGAAGCCAUUGGUUAUGGUCAUUUAGGUGAUGGGAACUUACACUUAAACGUAUGUGUUCGUGAAUAUUCAAAAUCCGUUGAAAGUGUGUUGGAACCUUUUAUCUACCAAUGGAUCCAAGAACACAAGGGAUCGAUCUCUGCUGAACAUGGAUUGGGAUUCCAAAAGAAGAAUUAUGUCGGAUACACUAAGAAUGAUAUUGAGAUUAAGUUGAUGAAGGAAAUCAAACAUCACUAUGAUCCCCAUGGUAUUAUGAAUCCAUAUAAGUAUAUAACAGCUUGA